AUUUUAUCAUAUUAUAUGGAGUCUGUUGAUCACUUUCAACUGUCUUAAAGAUCAGCCUCCCUUUCCGAAGGCUGAUUUUAUAAAAGUAAAAAAAGCAUCUCAUAAUUCAUCACUGACCCCAUCAAGCACCACUCGAUAAUUUUGUUACACUGUGUCUCUUUACAUCUACCCUUUCUCCUCAAAGCACAAGCCCCUCAACGACCAAUUAAGAAAAGAGAAGGAAAUAAAAAUGCAGAUCUCAAACCUCUUCAUAGCUACAGCCACGACGCUUGGCCUGACUAGCAAUGCCUUCAUCAUCCCCCGCCAGACCAAUAUUACGGAUGAGCACCUGGCCAACUUCCGCACGUGGGGAGCUCCAGACUGCCCAGGGGCGACCGACAACGAGGGGGAGUGGAAUUCCCAGAUAUUCAACCUAAAUAUCUGCUACCAGUUCCCCAACGACAUAGAGGUGGAGUCUCUGGAGCUGGAGAAUAUUGAUACCGGGGUGGACAUCACUUGCAGCGUGUAUGUCUUCACGGACGAUGACUGUACCGUGGAUGAGGUCGCAUUGCCUCCUGUAGGCCAAUGCUAUAAUUAUUCCCCAGCAGCUGGUGCGGACCCGGGGAUGGGCUCGUACAAGAUCGCUUGCUCCGACGAGUAGAGGAGGGAAAAUCGAUGGUGUGGGAACUUUGGGCAUUGGUACAGCCCUUUGUGUCUAAUGAGACGAGUCGACACAUGAAUUACAGGCCAGGGCCUGGAGGGAGCAUCGACUAUAGGGCAAGAAGCUCGCAGCACCCGGGAGCGCAUAUUGACGCCGGUGAGGGACAUUUUGGAAGAGUUCCAAAAUCUAAUAGACGAGCUAUGUUCGAGGGAUUCGGAUUCAGGAUAAGUGGUUGACAGGGCUCGUCGAACAGCACAGGAAUGGCUGGCUACAUGCAUAAUGAGGUGAAUGUUAGAACAUACAGAGCCGCAUAGGCGUGGAAAGCUUGCUUGAUGAGUAUAUUAAUGAAAUCAUUUCUGCCCUCAUACCCCUUGAAAAAUGAGUGGGUAUGUGAGAAUGGUUAGUAUCAACUUGAUUGC
This is a messenger RNA of Cryphonectria parasitica EP155, 1059 nucleotides long. RefSeq lists its product as uncharacterized. NCBI's taxonomy places the organism in Eukaryota, Fungi, Ascomycota, Sordariomycetes, Diaporthales, Cryphonectriaceae. Bases 230 to 640 code for a protein of 136 amino acids. The transcript has 2 exons. The record is from RefSeq and is a predicted model, not a curated record.